CGGCAUACUGUCACCUGUCAUCACACGGCGCGAAAUAGUGAAUUGUUAUUGUUAUUCAUUGAUAAUUUUUUUAAUUUUUAUUGCUCUCAAGAUAAUGGAGGGCUUUCUAAAAUCAGGGAAAUUAGGCGAAAAUCCGGAAAAAACUAUGAUUAUCAUGAAAUCAAAAACCAAAAAGCCAAAACCGGUACAUUGGGUAGAAAAAUACAGACCCAAAACGAUCUCUGAUGUAGUAGAACAAACCGAAGCAGUCAACGUACUUGAGCAGUGCCUAACUGGAGCUGAUCUACCUAAUCUUCUAUUUUACGGGCCCCCAGGUUCCGGUAAAACAAGUACAAUUCUAGCAGCUGCUAGACAACUCUUCGGCGAUAUGUACAAAGAUAGAAUCCUCGAAUUGAACGCGUCUGAUGAAAGGGGAAUACAAGUUAUAAGAGAUAAAGUUAAAAAUUUUUCUCAAUUAACAGCUAGCGGUGUCAGACCAGACGGUAAGCCAUGUCCUCCGUUUAAAAUUAUAAUUCUUGAUGAAGCCGAUUCAAUGACUCAUGCAGCGCAAGCUGCGUUACGUAGAACUAUCGAAAAAGAAACUAAAACUACUAGAUUUUGUUUAAUUUGUAAUUAUAUAUCGAGAAUUAUCGAACCGUUAACUUCUAGAUGUACAAAAUUCAGAUUUAAACCAUUAAAUGAGUAUUUAAUAAUUGAAAGACUGUCAUUCAUUUGCGAUAAAGAAGGAGUUAAAUGCGAUGAUGCAACUUUAAACGCUCUUGUAGAAACCAGCAAUGGAGAUAUGCGUAGAGCCAUUACAUGCUUACAGAGUUGCGCGAAAUUAAAUGGACCAAACAGAAAAAUUACUAUAGAAAGUGUAUUAGACGUCACAGGCGUUGUUCCGAAUAUUUGGCUCUUCAACUUCUUAAAAGUUUGUAAGAAAUUGAAUCUGUCAAAAUUGCAAUGUUUUAUAGAAAAAAUUAUGUUUGAAGCCUAUUCGGGAUCGCAAAUAUUGGAUCAGCUGAAUGAAGUGAUUGUUAACAGUGAUGAUUUUAAUGAUAAGCAGAAAGCUGUGAUUGGGGCCAAGCUUGGAGAGGUCAGUUUCCGUUUGCUGGAAGGAGGGUCUGAAUUUAUUCAUUUACUGGAUUUGGGGACUACUGUUAUGAAAGCUUAUGCGAUAGCAUAAAAUGUAUUUGUUCAAUUGUAUAUCGUUUUUUUUUAGUUAAAUAUAUUUUAAUAACAAUA
Messenger RNA from Psylliodes chrysocephalus, 1224 nucleotides. The record is from the annotation of a GenBank genome assembly. NCBI's taxonomy places the organism in Eukaryota, Metazoa, Arthropoda, Insecta, Coleoptera, Chrysomelidae.